AUGAAGAGUAAAUUAAUUGGUCUUUAUUUGACGAAUCAUGGGAAAAACUUUCAAGAGUACAAUCAUAAUUUGAGAUAUUUGCUCGAUCAUUUGAACGGUGCGUCCAAUAACCUUACUUUGGUAUCAGAACCAUCAUCAUUGAGACCAUUGAGUUCUGUACAAUUGAAACUGCAUAUAUUAAGCUAUUCAAUUUUAGAAAUUUCACCCCGGACAUGCCCGUCCCUCUAUUGCAUGAGCGGAUCGGAAAAGAAGGCCAAAUUGGAUGAAUGUUCUCUUGCUGAAAUUGAAAAAUGCAUUGUUAGACUUAUUUACGGAAAGUUUGAUUGUGAGAACAAGUUGAAAAUUCGACAAAUAUUUCAUCAUUUUCGUAUUUAUUUAGAAACAUCCAAACAUGUUACUAUCAAGUUUGACUCUUUGUUUGACGUCCAUCUAGUGAGAAUAUUGUGGAGUAAGGCCAAGUCUAUUCAUUGCCAAAACGGAGGUUCUUCUGAGAAUUUUUACUUUUCAAUUCCUCAGAGAAAUUACCAAGAAGUACUGAGCUGCACUGAUAGUAAUCACCAUUCGAACAAUGUUUCCGUAAAUAAUAUCGAUCAUGACAAGGACGAGCAAGAAACAGAGUUCGAUAGAAAACACAAGAAACGAAAAAUGCUAUCCCAGCAGCAAUCCAACGACGAUCGCCACUCCUUAACGACUCUCCAACUUCUCAAAAAUUGGUCCACUCAGUUGAAAACCUAUUGCACACAAUUGGAGGAAUUGAAAGUGAAGCUAGAUUAUGAUUUACUUAAAUACAUGAUAUGGAAUCAUGACAAAUGUAUUUGUCCGUUGCUGAGAAAUUGUGAAGCCAUUAUUCUUCCUGAACACUACGAGUCCAUGACAACUAAUGCAUGCACACAAGAACUCGUCCAUUCUGCAACAAGUUCCUCAUCCUCAUCUCUUGGCCCUAAUUGUCACUAUAAUUUUGUGACAAAAUUGGAAUGGAUCGUGUCCCGUGAAUCAACUCAUCAUUUCUGGGAAACGCUGAACAUCAUGGCGACAAAUUUUCUACCACAUUUUCCAAAUCUAGAGUCUCUAACAAUCAAGGGAUUUCAUGUAAAUAGUUCCUCGACCUAUACUACCUCUCCCUUAGGCCCGUUAAUAGAAUAUUAUUCGAAACAUUCAUGCACAUGUCUAAAAAGCUUGAGUAUGGACAUUUGUUUUUCAUUUAACUCGAAAACAUGCGACGUGUUUUGGAAAGGCUUAUGGAACGACAUUUCGCAACUAUCUUCCUUGGAGAAGUUAGAAAUGAAUGUUGGUGUACUCUCAUGCGACAGUAGUGAUAUUUUACUUGUUGUAGAAGAGGCCUUUUCAUUGCAUGAUGAGACAAAUUAUAUUGCUCUCAAUGGAAUCAACAAGGAUGAAAAAACUCACCACACACCAUCACCACAGGUGAAAAUACCCAAUUUAAAAAGCAUCUCAAUGAGCAUCAAAAAAGAUGGACAAAUAAUUAUUGACCAAUCCAUGCUAUUAACGUUGCUCAAAUACAGAGUUAAAGACUUACAAGAAAUUGACAUUGAUUUUCGAGUGAACAAUGAAACUCAAUUCUCUCAAUGUUUUGAAUAUUGGAAUUGCUUUGAUACAUCAUUGGCUUGGUACAAUAUCAGAAAGCUUAAAUUUUCGAAUGUGAAACUGGAUUCAGAAAAGUGUGACGUGCUGGGUCGGUGUCAUACACUGAGGUGGCUCAUUUUGAGUCACAUCGAAUUUGAUUCACAUGAUAACGACGACGAAAAGCGCUAUGUUAUUGAAUGUCUUGCACAAUCACGAUCCAUUACUCAUUUAGAGCUUCCAUAUUGCAAUCUUAAAGAUUAUCAUUUGGAACCAAUAUUUUUGAAUAUGAAUCAGCUUGAAUUACUGAAUUUGAAACAUAACAAUGUUGGACCUUUAUUAUUGCUAGCUCAUUUAACCAAAGUAGAAAUUGGCAACCCCACUUCAACUGUACGGAAUAAUUUGAUACAUUUGUAUGCUUUGAAUUUAGAAGGAAAUUCAAUGAUUACUGAAGAACAUAUCAACAAACUUCUGGAACACAACGAAACAUUGACUUAUUUAACUCCUCAAAGCAAGGAUUCGUUACCUUUACCUACUUUUACAUGGCAGUAA
This is a messenger RNA of Naegleria lovaniensis, 2133 nucleotides long. RefSeq lists its product as uncharacterized. Bases 1 to 2133 code for a protein of 710 amino acids. The transcript has a single exon. Lineage: Eukaryota; Heterolobosea; Eutetramitea; Acrasida; Naegleriidae. The record is from RefSeq and is a predicted model, not a curated record.